Lactuca saligna is the source of this 369-nucleotide messenger RNA. NCBI's taxonomy places the organism in Eukaryota, Viridiplantae, Streptophyta, Magnoliopsida, Asterales, Asteraceae. The record is from the annotation of a GenBank genome assembly.
AUGCAUUACUCUCGUUUUACAAAAACAAAAGGAAUUAUCUCAUCUAUUUCAACCACCUGUGAUAAAUACCACGACCACCACUGCCGACGGCCCAGUUCCGCCACCAUGGCUGCUCCACCACCGCCACGGCGCUCACUGCCGCCACCAUCAUCGACGCCAGCUCCACCUCCUCUACCUCCCUUCCUCUCUGCAUCUUCCGAUUACCUGCGAGAAACAUACAUCUGUCGCACAAGCUUCAGAUCUGGAAGCGCCACUUUCAGAUCUAGAUAUGUUUUCACUGCCUCUUCUCGUUCAUUACUUCGAUUCUCCGUUAACGACCUCAAUCUACCACCAACAACUUGGCCUCCUUCAGUUCCAUUCUAUCUCUAA